AUGAUUCAGAGACACACGCUGUUUCAAAACCUCCCCAGCUGUGAGCGGCGGCCCAGCGGGGGCGGUGCCAGCCGGGACGGGUCAGCGCAGUGGGCUAAAGUUGCCGGUUUGAAUCCCCAGAUAGCGUCUGCACAGCGGAAACCUCUAAAAUGUCCGGAUGGAUUCGACUGUCUGAAGGCAGGGAGGAACCCAAACUACGGCUACACCAGCUUCGACACCUUCGGGUGGGCCUUCCUGUCCCUGUUCCGCCUGAUGACACAAGACUACUGGGAAAACCUCUACCACCAGACGCUGCGAUCGGCCGGUAAGACCUACAUGGUGUUCUUCGUGGUGGUGAUCUUCCUGGGCUCCUUCUACCUGGUGAACUUGAUCCUGGCUGUGGUUGCAAUGGCGUACGAAGAGCAGAACCAGGCGACCAUCGCAGAGGCGUGUCAGAAGGAGCGAGAGUUUCAGGUGGCCAUGGAGAGGCUGAAGAGGGAGCAGCAGGCGGCUGCUCAAAAACUUCUGGACUCAGACUCGAUAAUGUCACCAGAACUCUCUCCAUUCGCUCUACCAUUGGACGUCAUGGAGGAGAGGAGGCGGAGCCAAGCACUGAUGGGAGUGGCUGAUGUGGAGGGUAACCUAUCAGAGGAGAAACUGCUGCAGGUGGACCUGACGGAGGGCGGGAAGCCGCUCCACCCACUCCUCGGCCGCUCCUUCUCCACCAGGACGCGGCGGAGCAGUCAGGUCUCCUCCAUCUUUAACUUCCGUCUGAGGAGCCGGGGAUCGGAGGGGGAGAUGGCGGACGACGAGUACAGCGUGCCGGGUGACGUGGUGGAGGGGGUCGGGGGUCGGACGUACAGUGGGGGGACUUUCAGCGGCAUCCUGCCCCACCCUUGGCCCAAACGACGGCUGAGCACCUACAGCACCGCCAGCCGGAACUCCCAGGUUUUUUAUCCGACUCUAAACGUCAACGGGAAGCUGUUUGUUGCCAUGGAUCAGAACGGGGUUUCCUCACCGCCGCUACAGGGGCAGCUGCCUGCGUGCACUAUGGAGAAGGUCAAGGAGGAGAGUGUCCCCACGUCCACCACCGAGCUCAGCACCAUGCUGCUCCCUCGUCCUUCGUCCACGCAGGACUCGGAGCGGAGGGGGAGAGCGCUCAGUGCCGCCAGCUACCUCACCGACGCCAUGGAAGAACUGGAGGAGGCUCAUAAGAAGUGUCACCCGUGCUGGUACGCCUUCGCCCACCGUCACCUGGUGUGGGAGUGCUCCCCCUCCUGGCUGAGGCUGAAGCAGCUGGUGAAGAUCAUGGUGAUGGACCCCUUCCUGGACCUCGCCAUCACCAUCUGCAUCGUCCUCAACACGCUCUUCAUGGCCAUGGAGCACUACCCCAUGACCGACGAGUUCAACCUCAUGCUGAGUAUAGGAAACCAGGUGUUCUCGGCGAUCUUCACAUUGGAGAUGGUGUUGAAGAUCAUCGCUCUGGAUCCGUACUACUACUUCCAGACGGGCUGGAACAUCUUCGACAGCAUCAUCGUCUGCCUCAGCCUCAUGGAGCUGGGCCUGUCGGACGUGGAGGGGCUCAGUGUGCUGCGAUCCUUCAGACUGCUCCGUGUCUUCAAACUCGCCCGUUCGUGGCCCACCCUCAACACGCUAAUCAAGAUCAUCGGCAACUCCAUGGGCGCUCUGGGCAACCUGACGCUCGUCCUCGCCAUCAUCGUCUUCAUCUUCGCCGUGGUCGGCAUGCAGCUGUUCGGUAAAAACUACCAGGACUGCGUGUGUAAGAUUUCGAAGGACUGCGCUCUUCCUCGCUGGCACAUGAAGGACUUCUUCCACUCCUUCCUCAUCGUCUUCAGGGUCCUGUGCGGCGAGUGGAUUGAGACCAUGUGGGACUGCAUGGAGGUUGCUGGUCAACCGCUCUGCAUCCUGGUCUUCAUGCUGGUCAUGGUCAUCGGGAACCUGGUGCUGUUGAACCUCUUCCUGGCUCUGCUCCUCAGCAGUUUCAGCUCAGACAACCUGUCGGCUCCGGACGACGACGGCGAGAUGAACAACCUGCAGAUCGCCAUCCACAGGAUCACCAGAGGCAUGGGCUGGUGCCGCAGACAGGUGGUGGAUUUCUUCAACGGGAACCUGAAGCGGCGGCGACAGAAGAGGAAAGAGGCCAAAGCCAUGAUGAAGCUCAAACGGCUGAGCACCAUCCACACGGAGGCCAAUGGAGCCGUCAUCGGUCGUCACGUAGAGAAGUACGUGGUGCCGGAGGAGGACAGCUACAUGACGAAUCCAAACCUGACCAUCAGCGUCCCCAUCGCCCCCGGAGAGUCCGACGUGGAGUUUCCAGAGGAGGAAGAGGAGGAGGGGGAGGAGGAGCAGAGCGAGGGCUCCGAGGAGGAAGAGGAGGAGGAGAGGGAAGAGUACUUCACUACAUCACGCUUCGGACACGCUUUCUGUGGAACCAAGACUUUAGAGUCUAGACUAAGCUUCUCCUUGGGGGGGGGGUCACAGAUCUCAGUGGUGGGCCUGCUGGCUCAGUACAUCUCUGUGGACCAGAUCACCGCCAUGCGGGUGCUGAGGACGUUCAGGGCCCUCCGUCCUCUCCGGGCUGCGUCCCGCUUCGCUGGUAUCAGGCUCGUCCAGGUCUCGUUGGUCAGUUUGGUCGCUAACACGUUGGGUUAUUCAGACUUUGCAGCCAUCAAGUCCCUGCGGACGCUGCGGGCACUGCGGCCCCUCAGAGCCCUCUCCAGAUUUGAAGGCAUGAGGGUUGUGGUGAACGCUCUGAUCGGGGCGAUUCCCUCCAUCAUGAACGUGCUCCUGGUCUGCCUCAUCUUCUGGCUCAUCUUCAGCAUCAUGGGCGUCAACUUGUUCGCCGGGAAGUUCGGCCGCUGCGUCAACCGCACCGGUUACAUCUACGAGGCCGCCUUCAUCAACAACAAGUCGGACUGCGAGGCGCUCAACGACACCUCGCAGUACUACUGGACCAAAGUCAAGGUCAACUUCGACAACGUGGGGGCCGGAUACCUCGCUCUGCUGCAAGUGGCAACAUUCAAAGGCUGGAUGGAGAUCAUGUACGCAGCGGUGGACUCCAGAUCUGUGGAGGAACAGCCCAUCAAAGAGAUCAACCUGUACAUGUACCUCUACUUUGUCAUCUUCAUCAUCUUCGGCUCUUUCUUCACUCUUAAUCUCUUCAUCGGUGUCAUCAUCGACAACUUUAACCAGCAGAAGAGAAAGUUAGGAGGACAGGACAUCUUCAUGACGGAGGAGCAGAAAAAAUACUACAACGCCAUGAAGAAGCUGGGAUCCAAAAAACCUCAGAAGCCGAUCCCCAGACCUACGAACUCUCUGCAGGGCUUCUUCUUCGACCUGGUGGGGAAGCAGGCGUUCGACAUCAUCAUCAUGGUGCUGAUCCUCUUCAACAUGAUCACCAUGAUGGUGGAGACGGACGAGCAGUCGCCUCAGAUGGAGAACAUCCUCAACAAAAUCAACCUGGCCUUCAUCAUCGUCUUCACCAUCGAGUGCCUCAUCAAGAUCAUGGCCCUGCGAUGUUACUUCUUCACCGUGGGCUGGAACAUCUUCGACUUCGUGGUCGUCAUCCUCUCCAUCGUCGGUAUCGUGCUGGCUGACAUCAUCGAGAAGUACUUCGUGUCGCCCACGCUGUUCAGAGUGAUCCGUCUGGCUCGUAUUGGUCGGAUUCUGCGUCUCAUCAGAGGCGCCAAGGGCAUCCGGACGUUACUGUUUGCUCUCAUGAUGUCCCUCCCUGCUCUCUUCAACAUCGGGCUCCUCCUCUUCCUGGUCAUGUUCAUCUAUGCCAUCUUCGGCAUGGCCAACUUCGCCUACGUGAAGCGGCAGGCAGGUAUCGACGACAUGUUCAACUUUGAGACGUUUGGGAACAGUAUGAUCUGCUUGUUCCAGAUCACCACCUCGGCAGGCUGGGACAGUCUGCUCAGUCCGAUCCUCAACAACUCCCCGGAGGAGUGCAACCCCAACAUCCCCCACACGGGCACCACCGUACGGGGGAACUGCGGGAACCCGUCAGUGGGCAUCACCUUCUUCGUCACCUACAUCAUCAUCUCCUUCCUCAUCGUGGUGAACAUGUACAUCGCCAUCAUCCUGGAGAACUUCAGCGUGGCCACAGAGGAGAGCACCGAGCCGCUGAGCGAGGACGACUUCGAGAUGUUCUACGAGGUUUGGGAGAAGUUCGACCCCGAGGCUACGCAGUUCAUCGAGUACGCCAAACUUUCAGACUUUGCCGACUCGCUGUCGGAGCCGCUUCGCAUUGCCAAGCCUAACAAGAUCAAACUGAUCUCCAUGGACCUGCCCAUGGUCAGCGGGGACAAGAUCCACUGCUUGGACAUCCUCUUUGCCUUCACAAAGCGAGUCCUGGGGGAGUCCGGCGAGAUGGAUGCCCUGAAGCAGCAGAUGGAGGAAAAGUUCAUGAUGGCCAACCCGUCCAAGAUCUCCUACGAGCCGAUCACAACCACCCUGAGGCGGAAACAGGAAGAGGUCUCUGCCACAGUGAUCCAGAGGUGCUACCGCAGACACCUGGUCAGGCGGCAGAUGAAGGCCGCUUCCUACUUGUACCGCCAGAUCACCACCCCGCGGCACGUCGGGGCGGAAGGGGAGGACGGCGGAGGCGAAGGAGCGUUCAUGGAGGAUGCACCGGAGAAAGAAGGGCUGAUCGCCGCCAUGAUGAGGGAAAACUACGGUUCCAGUUUGUUAGGGUUGGAGCGCUCCGAGACUAUUUCCUCCACCUCGUCGCCGCCGUCCUACGACAGCGUCACGCGAGCCACAUCGGAGAUCUUUCACCCGCUCGCAGUAAAGACAGAAACGGUAACUGUAGAGACGGAAGGAAGCGAACCGAGCAAACAAUCACCGUCAGCGGUUGACCCCGACGGACAGCAGGGGGCGGUACCAUAG
Notolabrus celidotus (New Zealand spotty) is the source of this 4890-nucleotide messenger RNA. RefSeq names its product sodium channel protein type 2 subunit alpha-like. Gene Ontology annotation, cellular component: axon; voltage-gated sodium channel complex; plasma membrane. The record is from RefSeq and is a predicted model, not a curated record. NCBI's taxonomy places the organism in Eukaryota, Metazoa, Chordata, Actinopteri, Labriformes, Labridae. Gene Ontology annotation, molecular function: voltage-gated sodium channel activity; protein binding. Bases 1 to 4890 code for a protein of 1629 amino acids. The transcript has 23 exons. Gene Ontology annotation, biological process: sodium ion transmembrane transport; neuronal action potential; membrane depolarization during action potential.